CCCUGGUCUGCUCCUCCAGUACAUCGUCAACGAACAUUUUUUUAUAUUUUUUACUCUUUACAAAUUUUAAAGCCGCGGCUUUUGUUUAUGAAGCUGUAUUUAAAGUGAAGUCAUUAUGAGGGAAAUCGUUCACAUACAAGGCGGACAGUGUGGAAAUCAGAUUGGAGCUAAGUUCUGGGAGGUGAUAUCAGACGAGCACGGCAUUGAUCCCACAGGCACGUAUCAUGGAGACUCAGAUCUUCAGCUAGAACGCGUUAAUGUUUACUAUAACGAGGCCUCCGGCGGCAAGUAUGUACCGCGAGCGGUUCUCGUGGACCUCGAGCCCGGCACCAUGGACUCAGUGCGCUCGGGACCUUUCGGACAGAUCUUCCGACCUGACAACUUCGUGUUCGGACAGUCUGGAGCCGGCAACAAUUGGGCCAAGGGACAUUACACGGAAGGAGCUGAGCUGGUGGACUCAAUUCUUGAUGUAGUCAGAAAAGAAGGGGAGGGCUGCGACUGUCUUCAGGGAUUUCAGAUGACACAUUCUUUAGGUGGAGGCACUGGGGCGGGGUUAGGGACAUUACUUAUCUCCAAAAUACGGGAAGAGUAUCCAGACCGUAUCAUGAACACGUUUAGCGUUGUGCCAUCACCCAAAGUAUCUGAUACUGUAGUAGAACCGUACAAUGCAACGCUCUCGGUGCAUCAGUUGGUGGAAAACACCGACGAAACGUACUGCAUCGACAAUGAGGCUUUAUAUGACAUUUGUUUCCGCACUCUGAAGCUGACCACGCCGACCUACGGCGAUCUGAACCACCUGGUGUCCGCGACGAUGUCGGGUAUCACCACGUGUCUGCGAUUCCCCGGGCAACUGAACGCCGACUUGCGCAAGCUGGCGGUGAACAUGGUACCGUUUCCUCGCUUGCACUUCUUCAUCCCCGGGUUCGCGCCACUGACAUCACGUGGCAGCCAGCAAUACCGGGCGCUGACGGUGCCCGAACUAACGCAGCAAAUGUUUGACGCAAAGAACAUGAUGGCAGCGUGCGACCCUCGGCAUGGCCGAUACCUGACGGUUGCGGCGGUGUUCCGCGGUCGCAUGUCCAUGAAAGAGGUGGAUGAGCAGAUGAUGAACAUACAAAACAAGAACUCGUCGUACUUCGUGGAGUGGAUCCCUAACAAUGUGAAGACCGCCGUGUGCGACAUCCCGCCGCGGGGGCUGAAGAUGUCCGCCACGUUCAUCGGCAAUUCUACAGCGAUCCAGGAGCUGUUCAAACGCAUCUCGGAGCAGUUCACAGCGAUGUUCCGGCGCAAGGCGUUCCUACACUGGUACACGGGCGAAGGCAUGGAUGAGAUGGAGUUCACGGAGGCCGAGAGCAACAUGAACGACCUGGUGUCUGAGUACCAGCAGUACCAGGACGCCACGGCCGAGGAGGAGGGCGAGUUCGAUGAAGAAGAGGAAGGAGGCGACGAGGGAGACUAGAUGUUUUUGAUAAGUUUUAUUGUUUUAUUUUUAUAGAUUUAUUAUAUACAAUAUACAUUAUACAUUAUUACCACGA
This is a messenger RNA of Manduca sexta (tobacco hornworm), 1535 nucleotides long. RefSeq names its product tubulin beta chain-like. Gene Ontology annotation, biological process: mitotic cell cycle; microtubule cytoskeleton organization. The record is from RefSeq and is a predicted model, not a curated record. Lineage: Eukaryota; Metazoa; Arthropoda; Insecta; Lepidoptera; Sphingidae. Gene Ontology annotation, cellular component: cytoplasm; microtubule. The coding region runs from base 116 to 1459 and encodes 447 amino acids. The transcript is spliced from 2 exons. Gene Ontology annotation, molecular function: structural constituent of cytoskeleton; GTPase activity; GTP binding.